AUGCGCUUCGCAUCACUUCUCACCUUCCUCCCAGUCGCCCUCUCCCUCCCUCACGCACCUCGAGAUGCCCCAUCUCUCGCCCCUCAAGUCAUUGAGCAGAUCGGCGUCCUCAACUCUUCCCUCACUAGCCUGACCACUGCCGUCAAUGCCUUCGACGGUACACUUCUGCACGUAAUUCCGCAGUCACUCGCAGUCAUCACCACUGAGACCUCCCUCGAUGCGAAUACGCUGAAGACAGCCUUCAUCACUAAGCAAAGCGGCAACUUUACUGAGACGGAGAGUAACAACGUGGUCGCCGGGUUGGCGGGAUUGAUUACGCCUAUUCAGACAAGUCUGACGGCGUUGAGUGCGAAGUACGAAACGUUCAAAAAGACACUAGAGUCGCCGAUCGUGCUGCUUGACUUGAAAGUUCUAAAAGCGCAUACAGAUGAUCUGGUAGAUGCUGUGACGCAGAAGGUCGUACCUGCGAGCGCUGGGCUGCUUGGGUUGGGCAAAGGUGUCAUUGAUACUGCGUUUGAUAAUGCCAUUGCGGUUUAUGAGGGAAGCUAG
Didymosphaeria variabile is the source of this 549-nucleotide messenger RNA. RefSeq lists its product as uncharacterized. Gene Ontology annotation, cellular component: extracellular region. NCBI's taxonomy places the organism in Eukaryota, Fungi, Ascomycota, Dothideomycetes, Pleosporales, Didymosphaeriaceae. The coding region runs from base 1 to 549 and encodes 182 amino acids. The record is from RefSeq and is a predicted model, not a curated record. The transcript has 2 exons.